Messenger RNA from Microthlaspi erraticum, 342 nucleotides. NCBI's taxonomy places the organism in Eukaryota, Viridiplantae, Streptophyta, Magnoliopsida, Brassicales, Brassicaceae. The record is from the annotation of a GenBank genome assembly.
AUGGCACAAGAAGUGCGUAUGCAUGAUGUUGUUCGCGAAAUGGCCUUGUGGAUUGCAUCUGAAUUGGGAAGAGAAAAGGAGGCUUUCAUUGUGCAUGCAGGUGUAGGGUUAAGUGAAAUUCCAAAGGUUAAGAAUUGGAACACUGUGAGAAGGAUGUCACUGAUGAAGAAUAAGAUUCACAAUCUCGGUGGCAGUCCUGAAUGUCUCGAACUCACAGCUUUUCUCAUGCAACAGGGAGAUUUGGUAAAUAUCUCGAGUGAAUUCUUCAAGUCCAUGCCGAAGCUACAGUUACAGGUAUCCGUCAUCUCCCUAAGGGUCUACAAGAGGGGCGGACCUACAUGA